AUGCCUCCUCACCAUGAAAAGCGCCGCCAGCCAUCUAAUGGAUAUGGAAAUGAACACGGAAAUGGACACCCGCGGCGAAGCCAGCCGCGCCUACCACGCGAUAGGCAUCUGAACCCGUUAGAAAAACAUCUUGUCGCUGCGACGGGAGAAUUUGUCGGGACCUUCUUUUUCCUUUUCUUUGGAUAUGCGGGCCACCUCAUGGUACUCGACCAAGGGGCGGCAACAUCGGGUGCGUCGAAGGUGAUCUAUAUCUCGCUUGCCUAUGGCUUCUCACUUCUCGUUACCGUUUGGGCCUUCUACAGGAUUAGUGGAGGAUUGUUUAACCCUGCGGUUACUUUGGGUCUCUGUCUCGGUGGCCAACUACCGUGGGCGCGAGCAGCUUUUUUGAUCCCGACACAGCUGAUCGCAUGCAUGUGUGCGGGUGCCAUAGUAAAAGUCAUGUUUCCCGGUGAUAUUGCAUUAGUGAACACGACGUUGGCUCCCGGGAUGAACUUGGCACAGGGUGUUUUCGCUGAAAUACUCUUCACCUCGUACCUGGUCUUCGUGAUCCUCAUGCUCGCAGCCGAAAAGUCUAAGGACACGUAUUUAGCGCCAUUAGGCAUCGGGUUAGCACUCUUCGUCGCUGAAAUUCCUGGCGUUUUCUACACCGGCGGCUCACUCAACCCGGCACGCAGUCUCGGGUGUGCCGUUGCUGGACCAAGUUUCCCGGGAUACCACUGGAUCUACUGGGUUGGUCCUCUCCUAGGUGCUUUAAUCGCAGCCGGAUACUACCGGUUCGUAAAGAUCUGCCAUUACGAAGAGGCAAAUCCUGGGCAAGAUAACGCAACUGCCCCUCCAGAGGUGUAA
This is a messenger RNA of Daldinia childiae, 846 nucleotides long. RefSeq names its product Aquaporin-2. Gene Ontology annotation, biological process: transmembrane transport. Gene Ontology annotation, molecular function: water channel activity. Gene Ontology annotation, cellular component: plasma membrane. The record is from RefSeq and is a predicted model, not a curated record. NCBI's taxonomy places the organism in Eukaryota, Fungi, Ascomycota, Sordariomycetes, Xylariales, Hypoxylaceae. The transcript is spliced from 3 exons. The coding region runs from base 1 to 846 and encodes 281 amino acids.